AUGCCGUCAAUCCACCUGGGUGCUAUUUUGAUAACCGUCGUGAUGGCGUCGUGGCUGCACCGAACCUCUACAGAAAUAUUUACCUCAUCACUGAAGGUACACAGGAUGGUCGCCGAGGAGGAUCGACUCCUGGACGAGCUCAAGCGUUACAUCGAUGUCCAGUACUCCAGGCUGAAGUUUUUGUCUAAUUUCUACAUAGAUCGUCUCCAGGAGGUCAACUUACGCAGGAAAACCGACCUUGACCUAACUCAUCCCAAUGCCGUUUACAAGGUCAUCAAGAGAUUCGCGUCUGCUUACUCCCCGCUAAUGAACGAGAAACUGGAACACAUACAUUUAACAAGAACACGUACAUUUGAAACAUUUCAGAAUAUUUACAACAUGAGUGCCCUUGAUAUGACAAGGGGAGACUAUCUUGGGUACCAGGGACCACAACUCCAGGCUGUUGACGCAUAUGAGAUUGGACAAAACGGAAACGCUGAGUUGGCAAGAGAGCUGUUUGAAGAAGCAAGAAUACUUGGUAAUAAGCCCAGCAGUGCCCAGGCGUUCUGCAGGUACAGAGAAGCCUUGCUGCCGUACUACCGGUUUCAAGAAGAGAUUCUCUCUGUCGACCCUUUCGCAUCAGUCAUCUACCACGUGAUAACUGACCAGGAGGGUGACCACAUGAAGAGCUUCGUCCGGAACAAGCUUAAAAGGGGAAAAGUUGGGUCAGGAAAAGCGAUCGUGUCAGACAUAAGGACUAGUGAUAUAGCUUGGAUCUACGACAAGGACUCUCCCCACGCCGCUUCAGUUGCUAGACGGAUAGAGUGUAUCACAGGAUUGGAUACUUCACAGAGAGAGCCACAAGGUCCGCACUCCGGGGAACCAUUUCAGGUUGUCAAUUAUGGUCUGGGAGGGCAUUAUUCCGUCCAUAUGGACCCGUUUGGU
Molecule: messenger RNA, 924 nt
Organism: Candidula unifasciata
Lineage: Eukaryota; Metazoa; Mollusca; Gastropoda; Stylommatophora; Geomitridae
Source: the annotation of a GenBank genome assembly